Messenger RNA from Toxotes jaculatrix (banded archerfish), 1530 nucleotides. RefSeq names its product dynein regulatory complex protein 1-like. The transcript has 13 exons. The record is from RefSeq and is a predicted model, not a curated record. Gene Ontology annotation, cellular component: axoneme; axonemal dynein complex. Bases 1 to 1467 code for a protein of 488 amino acids. Gene Ontology annotation, biological process: cilium-dependent cell motility; regulation of cilium movement; axonemal dynein complex assembly. NCBI's taxonomy places the organism in Eukaryota, Metazoa, Chordata, Actinopteri, Toxotidae.
AUGGAAGACGUUGAUAAGAAUCCAGAAGAGGCGUCGAAACCCUCUGAGUUAUCCGGAAAGCAGGAGGCUAAGGAAGGGGUCUCCACACGAGAGGCUGAUGAAGACCCCAGAGCUGAGGUCCAUGAGGAGGCGUGGGAGAGCCUGCCUCAGGAGGAGGAGGACAGUGAAAUGCUAGAGAGGCAGUCACAGAGGAUGGAGAAGAGGCAGAUGUUUGAGGCUGCAAAGCUGAAGGUUCUGGAGAGAGAGCAUCAACAGGUCCAGGGCACCAACAUGGUCACAAAGCCAAAACAAAUCAAGGGGAAGUACGAGGAAAAAGUACACACCUUCAACAAAGCCCAGUUAAAGAAGAGGGCCGUCAGCGACAUCUUUGUGUUCAAAAACCUGAAGUCUACCAGUCAGAUGAAACAGCUUAAGAAGAGCCAGUGUGUACUCCUAGAAGGCAACCAGAAAAAUGAACGUUUGGAGAAGAAAAUCAAGCACAUUGCACAUGCUGAUGCUCGGAAAUUUAAGGAGAUGUGGCUAACAGUUGAAGAAGAGGUGAAGCAGCUAGUUGAGAGGGCUUUAUUAAUGGACUCGCUGAUCUGUAAGGAGCACCUUGGCAUAGACUGGGAGCCACCACCAAUGGCCUUCAUGGAUCACUCCGGUCCCAUCCAGCCUCAGACACAGACCCGUAGGCCCGGCCACCAGGCCGUCUCCCAGCUGUGUCAGACUGGAAAGGCUUCGCAGUGCAGCACGGAAAUGUGCAAGGAAGGGAGAGCAGUGCAGAUUGAGAGUGAUGCAGAGAUGGAGGAAGAGAAGUUGUCUAUGGAGACACUGAAGCAAGUGAUGGAGCUGCUGUGUGAUGAAUCGGGCUUCCUGAUGGAAGUUAAACUCCUGAAGCUGCUGGCUCCCCUGGAGGAGGAUGAACAGACAGUUGUGAAGCUGGGCUCUCUCCUCUGUUCCUGCGGCAUUGGCGACAAGGAUGUGCCCAAGUUGGCUCAUUUCUUAUUAAUGCACAAACUGCAGCAGAGAGACCUUGAGUCUUUGACAAACAAGAUCAUCGAUGUUUGUGGUGAGCCAGGUCAAUCCAGCGAACAGGCAGAGGCAGUGGAAACCAGCUCCACGUCCAGUCUGACCUCUGACCUCAACGAUCCUAACCAUGUCCUUCCUGCUCUUAAAAGUUUCCUCAAGCAGCACAUGAGAUCCAGGGAAAGCUCAGGUCACCAACAGACCAGCUCUCUGCGAGUAGAAGCCCGGGAUAGGUCAGAAGACAAAGCCUACUGGGAAAGUAUGGGCAACAUCAUCUCUGAGGACAAAAUCAAACUCUGGGAUGCAGCAGAGAGCUCACUAAAGCAAUACCUGUCCAUCCUCACAGACAUCUCUGAGCUUGUCCCUGAGACUGAAAGUCUGAGGCAGCAGAACACAGAGCUGAAGAUGCUGCUGCAAAAAUCACUCAACCCAAGCGGAGGUGAGCAAAGAACUGGAUAAGCCAUAAACUGUGAUCAACGUGGAAUCAGCAGAACAGGAACAUUUAUGAACAUAUGCAUUAAA